AUGGCCGAAAUUUCUACAUCCGUCCCUGAGGUGACGAUGGAAGAAAACACGGAAUCGAACAAGUUGACUUCGCAAUCCACCUCAACUGCUGUUAAGCGCAAAGCAGAACAAGACGACCGUGAUGGCCAGUCACAGGAUCCAAGAAAUGACAAGCGACGCAGAGGGGCUGCGCCAAUCAAGGAGGAAUUUUUGAUCUUGGAUGAUGAUACCGCGCAAGCGAAGCCACAACAGGAUCAAGUUGAUGAUGACGCUGCGGAAGCUUUUCACCACAAUGAUCGGCAGCCCGACGGUCAAAACUCAAAGGGCAAACGCCGGCAGAAACAGACAGGUCAAAACAAAGCACGUGACUAUGGGAGUUCGAGGGAUGCAGUAGGGUUGUGCUCGUCCAGGAAACACGCACCUGAAUUUUCACCAGGGGCCUGUGGUUUUGGAGACAAGUGCAAGUUCGCUCACGACCUCAGAGACUAUUUGAAGCAGAAACGCGAGGACAUCACAACGUUCAAUGGCAUAUGUCCAGUGUGGGAGACGAAAGGGCGGUGUCCUGUGGGUUGGAAAUGCCGAUUUGUAGGCUCUCACUCGAAAGAAGUUGAACGCGAGGAUGGCCGCAAGGAACUGGUACUCGUUGAGGAUGCUGCAAAGAUGGCUACCUAUGCCCAGACGUCGGAGGAAGAUGGCGAAGUCGGCGUCACGAACACAAUCAGUUAUCAGCAACGUAUGACCUUGACGAAAAGACAGAUCGAUACUCCUUUGUCUCACAAGUUUCUGCAAUGGUUAGAGCGCCAGAGUCAAAAUCCAUCAGACCAAGGCCGAUACCAAGAGGCGAAAAUCACUUCUCUUCGCAACUCAUCAUCACCUGAGCCAACAAAUGGAAGUGCUGAGAAGCAUGACUCGAUAGCGUCGUUCCAAGACCCACCAUUGCGGCCAUCGGAGAAGAGACGGCUAUACUUUGGUGCUGAGACAUCUAUUCUUGCACCUCUCACAACACAGGGCAACCUUCCCUAUCGCCGGCUGUGUACGUCCUUGGGAGCCACGUUCACUUACUCGGAGAUGGCUAUGUCUCUGCCAAUUCUGCAGGGACAGAAGUCCGAAUGGGCACUGAUGAAGGCACACGAAUCAGACGUACAGCCACCAACUUUCACCGCCAAGGGGAAUAUUGUCUACGACUAUGAUCAAAGUCGAGAUCUCAAAUUCGGUGCACAAAUUGCGGCCAACAAACCUUGGAUCGCAGUCAAAACCACUGAGGUUCUGACAACACUUCUCCCCAAAGGACUGAGAGUGGUUGAUCUCAACGUUGGCUGUCCAAUUGACCUAGUCUAUAGGGAAGGCGCAGGCUCAGCAUUGAUGGACACGCCUUACAAGCUGGAGAAAAUGCUUCGUGGCAUGAAUGUGGUGUCAGGCGAAACGCCUGUGACGGUGAAGAUUCGAAUGGGCACGAGAGACAAGCAACCCACAGCCCAGAAAUUGGUCGAUCGAUUGGUUUUAGGUUCGCCAAGUAGUCGAGGUGAUAACUGUGGCGUUGCGGCUAUCACUCUCCAUGGACGUUCAAGACAGCAACGCUACACUCGAUCCGCAGACUGGGAGUAUAUCGCUCAAACUGCAGCUUUGAUCAAGAGUCUGAACGAGAAGACCGACUUACUUGUCGAUACUGUAGGCGAGGUCGAUGAGCGUGACUUGCCCAAUGGCCAUGAGAAGUCCAAGAACGGCAAAGUUUUCUUUCUCGGUAAUGGCGAUGUUUUCUCCCACGAACACUACUAUGAUCACUUCGAACAUGCAGGUGUUGAUGGGGUUAUGGCUGGCCGAGGUGCGCUGAUCAAGCCAUGGCUUUUCGAGGAGAUUCAAGCUGGCCAGUAUCUCGACAAAUCAUCGUCAGAGCGACUUUCCAUUAUUGAGCGCUUCUGCAGAUAUGGCUUGGAGGCAUGGGGUAGUGAUGAGAUUGGUGUGGGGCAGACUCGACGAUUUUUACUUGAAUGGCUCAGUUUCGCAUGUCGUUAUGUACCGAUUGGACUUUUGGAGUAUCUUCCGCCAAACAUCCAGGAUCGACCACCACGUUUCCGCGGUCGUGAUGAGUUGGAAACACUCAUGGCGAGCGACAACUACCUGGACUGGAUCAAGAUCAGGUAA
Exophiala bonariae is the source of this 2121-nucleotide messenger RNA. RefSeq lists its product as uncharacterized. Lineage: Eukaryota; Fungi; Ascomycota; Eurotiomycetes; Chaetothyriales; Herpotrichiellaceae. The record is from RefSeq and is a predicted model, not a curated record. Gene Ontology annotation, molecular function: RNA binding; metal ion binding; flavin adenine dinucleotide binding. The transcript has a single exon. Gene Ontology annotation, biological process: tRNA processing. Bases 1 to 2121 code for a protein of 706 amino acids.